Molecule: messenger RNA, 393 nt
Organism: Linum tenue
Lineage: Eukaryota; Viridiplantae; Streptophyta; Magnoliopsida; Malpighiales; Linaceae
Source: the annotation of a GenBank genome assembly
CACAAUCGCACAGCCAGCCCUCCGUUAGCCACUCAUCUCCGCUCUUCAUUUUCUAACCCCGUUCCAGCGACAACUUCUCUCCAUGUAUCUUCUCCGAUUAUCUCUUUUACCCGAAGAUUACUACUCUCUAGUUUUACUUUGAUGGGACUGAAUCCCUCAUUGUGGGCAACCCCUGUUGUGAUUAUCCUUUUUCUCUCAAGGAGGAAGAUGACUUUGUGUAACAGGUAUGUGUUUCGUAGGCCAAUUAUGUGUGGAAUCUGGAUCGAACUAUAAAUUGGUUUUAUAUGCUAAUAUUAUAACUAGGUGCACUAAGUGCAGCAACUUAGCAAGUAUUAAGUUGGCCAUUGAUUUGUCAAGUGCAAACUCUAUCUUCUAGCAGCCAUAACCAAACUG